AUGUCAUCUCAUGAAGAGAAAUCAAAGGAAAUAGUGGAAGAUCUGAUAGCUUCAGCAGAUAUUGAUUCUAUAGUUGAUCAUAACACACACUUAAAACGUGCUCUUAAAGAUAGGCACAUUUCACUUAUUGCCCUUGCUGGUAUUAUUGGUCCUGGUAUUCUUAUCGGUGCUUCACUUGCAUUAGCAAAUGGUCCUGCUUCAUUAAUUAUUGGAUUUGGUAUCGUUGGUAUAAUUGCGUUUGCAAUGAUGCAAUCCUUGGGUGAAUUAGCAACUAUAUACCCUACAGGAGGUACAUUCUCUACUUUAGGUAAUAAAUUUGUUGAUCAUGCCUUUGGAUGUGCCGUGGGAUGGAACUAUGUAAUUAUUUGGAUUGCAGUGUUGGCUAAUGAAUAUAAUACUGUUGCAGCAAUCAUGCAAUUUUGGGGACCACAAGUACCGUUAUAUGGUUACAUUCUUAUUUUCUGGGCAGCAUUUAUGGCAUUCCAAUUCCUCGGGGUUCAAGCGUUUGGCGAGGCUGAGUUUUGGUUAGCAUUAAUGAAAAUUUGUGGAUUAGUUGCGUUUUAUAUUUUUUCCAUUGUUUAUUGUGCUGGUGGUGUAAGCGGAACUCCUGCAUUUGGGUUUCAUUAUUGGAAUGAUCCAGGAGCUUUCAAUCAUGGAUUCAAAGGGGUGGUUAACACCUUCGUGUUUGCCAGUACUUUCUAUAGUGGUACUGAAAUUGUUGCUGUCAGUGCUGCUGAAGCAAAGAACCCAAGUCGUGCUGUCCCAGCUGCUAUUCGUCAAACUUUCUGGCGUAUAUUGAUUAUCUACAUGGGUAUUGCUGUAAGUUAUGGAUUGACCGUUCCUUUUAAUGAUCCUUCAUUAGCUGCUGGAACUAAAACUUUGAGAUCUCCAAUGACUAUUGCUAUUCAAAGAGCCGGUUGGGAAGGUGGUGCACAUUUAGUGAAUGCAUUCAUCUUAUUAACAUGUAUUCUGGCAAUUAAUUCAUCCAUUUAUAUUGGAUCAAGAACCAUAGUUAACUUAGCUCACGAAGGAAGUGCACCAAGGUUCCUUAGACGAGUUAAUAAACGAGGUAUUCCCUAUGCUGCUGUGAUAUUGAUGAACUGUUUUGGCUUCCUUUCUAUGAUGAAUGUAAGUACAGGUGCUGCUAAGGCGUAUGGAUACAUUGUUAAUCUUUCGGGGGUAGCAGUUUUCAUUGUUUGGGGUAAUGUAUGUUUCUAUCAUCUUCGAUUCAGAAGAGCAUGGAAAUUGCAAGGUAGGUCAGUGGAUGAAUUGCCUUACAAGGGAUUAUGGUAUCCUUAUUUACCAAUCCUAGGGAUUGUGCUUAAUAUUUUCCUUGCCUUGAUUCAAGGUUGGUCUUAUUUCAAACCAUUUGAUGCGGGUAAUUGGGUUGAUGCUUAUAUCUUGUUACCAGUCUUUUUUGUUAUUUAUUUUGGGUAUAAGUUGUGGAAUAGAACCAAGUGGGUUAAUUUGCAUGACGUUGAUUUGGAUGAAGGUAGAAGAAACGAUAUUGAUGUGGGAGGGAAGGGUCGAUGGAUUCCAUAG
Molecule: messenger RNA, 1542 nt
Organism: Spathaspora passalidarum NRRL Y-27907
Lineage: Eukaryota; Fungi; Ascomycota; Pichiomycetes; Serinales; Debaryomycetaceae
Gene: AGP3
Product: Agp3p
Exons: 1
Coding region: 1-1542 (513 amino acids)
Biological process (GO): amino acid transmembrane transport
Cellular component (GO): membrane
Molecular function (GO): amino acid transmembrane transporter activity
Source: RefSeq, a predicted model, not a curated record